UCUCGCGGUAAGCGACUGCAAAAACGGUUCGGUUGUACGUUCCUUAGUCAGUCACGGUUGAGCGUUGGUCGAAUGUGGAACACGUUUCGUUUUCACUAGCAAGAAUACUUAUCAGACCAGAAGCGUAAUAAGCUUUUAUAAACGAUUUGCAAAGUACGUGCCUAAACCACAUAGAGUACUGAGAUUGUCAAGUUCAAGGUCGCAUAAAAGAGAAGAAUUUGCACGAGUGCUUGUUACGAAAUGGCGCAGCAAGUGCAACAAGUUUUCAAGGUUGCUCUGGCAAAAGCGGCUGGCCAAAGGGCGAUGUCUACCGGUGUCAUCGGCGCGUUGGACGGCUCCGCUGGACAGGUUGUAAAAACGACUGUGGGCCAAUCCUCCGGGCUGCACAUGUCCGCUCAACGCUCUUAUCCACUGGCAGCACCACUCCCUUUGCCGCCAAACAUUAGUGCAUCGGAAACGAACCGUUUCUCGCCGCUGCGUUCGCGUGAUAUUAACGCUUCCGCUAUGUUGGCGCACCAAUCGCUGGCACCGAAUCCAGUUGAAGUGGCCGCUGUUGAUGGGUCUUGUAUAGAUGUCACAGUGGACAUGAGUGCCAGGGAAACCGAUCCGCAUGUCGAAUCGUACGAUUGCAGCGGAGCCGUCAGCCUAAAUUCGGCUAUGCAGAGCAACGUGCCCAGUCCCUUCGGUGGAAUGCACAAGUUUACGCAUCUGAACAUGCCAGGCGGUGCGUGGGCACAAGAGAGCAAAUUUCUGUCGCACGAGCUUAAUUCAUCGCAUUAUACCAAUCUACGCCAGGAGGUACGCUCGGAUUGGUGCAACUAUGAGGACCGACCGAUCAAACCCGAAGGUACGAUGGUAGUAGGUUUGUCACGCUCAGUAUUCCGCACGCAUGGCAGUACUGAUCGGCGAGCUUUUUCAACAAGUUCGUCACAUUUAUUGGCAUUUUCCUCUUUCCUUUAUAACAAAUCCUCGCAAGCUACUAACCCUAGCAACGCCGCUGCUAGCGAUCAAAAUUUAAAAGAUUCAACCAAAACCGUGACUAACAAGGAACGGCUACCCGAUGCGGUACCCGUUUCGCGCAAAGAUCGGCUAAAAAAGGCAAUCAAGGAGUAUGGUUCCACCGUGCUUGUAUUCCAUGUCAGCAUUAGUCUCGUUUCCUUAGGAACCUGUUAUCUGCUCGUGUCUAGCGGAAUAGACAUGUUGGCCUUGUUGGAUCGCAUGGGUUGGGGUGAUUCUGCUUUGGCCAGCAAAGUUGGUGCCGGUGCCGGCACAUUCGUAGUUGCCUACGCCAUUCAUAAGGUUUUUGCACCAGUUAGAAUUAGCAUUACUCUCGGCGCGACACCGUUGAUCGUACGAUAUUUGCGCCGAAAGGGCAUACUGAAACCACCGGUAACGUCAAGUUCCUCUGGGGGAUCAACAUCGCCAAGAAUGAAGUGAGGAAACGUUAUUACACAUCUGAUGGUAAAGAAGAAAGUGUAUAUUUUGUUUUGAGUGUUGAUCAGCAAUAAAUAUUGAACUAGCACUAUA
Messenger RNA from Anopheles nili, 1527 nucleotides. RefSeq lists its product as uncharacterized. The record is from RefSeq and is a predicted model, not a curated record. The coding region runs from base 241 to 1437 and encodes 398 amino acids. Gene Ontology annotation, cellular component: mitochondrion. The transcript has 4 exons. NCBI's taxonomy places the organism in Eukaryota, Metazoa, Arthropoda, Insecta, Diptera, Culicidae.